Messenger RNA from Durusdinium trenchii, 2748 nucleotides. NCBI's taxonomy places the organism in Eukaryota, Dinophyceae, Suessiales, Symbiodiniaceae. The record is from the annotation of a GenBank genome assembly.
CCAUGGUUCAGCAUGCAAUGGGGGGUCUUGGGAUGCGUUUGGGAUCUCCAAAUGCCCAGGCUCAUCCCUUAAAUGCUGCUCCCCCCCUACACCACUGGUGUUAUCCGCGUUUCAUCCGAAAAUCGUUCUGGUCAACUCGCAUGGUGUCCUUGUCAUAGACCUGCAGGCACUUUUCCACUCACCGCAGAGCCCUACACUCAGCAGCUGGCGGAGCUGCGCGACGCGCGUCAGCGCGCCCAAGCGCUGGGCCAAAGCGCCCAGCUGCGGGCGCUUCCCGUGGGAGGGCACAUGUUACUGGACAGCAACGGUGCCGACCUGGCAGAUCUCCUGGCGCCGAAUGAGCUGCGCGCGUGAGCUGCGCGGGGUCUGUGUGGCAGGAAAAGAGCUCGGCAGCAGAACCACGCGCGUUGGGUUCAAGCAGGCGCGGCCGGACAUCAAGAUCAUCCUCUCAGAGCCCAAGGUCGAACUCGACCGUCCUCCGGUCCACGCCGUGCGACACUGGUCUCAGACACCGGCCACGCAUCAGGGCGCCGCACUCUUGACCAGUGGCAUCAAGCAGGACGGCUCCGGCUUGGGACGGUCCGUGCUCGUCCCCUCCAACAUGUCUGAACCGAACCCGGACGAGACGCAUGGUCCGCCCAUCCCAUCCAAGGCUAGACCGGACGGGAUGGUGAAGAGGGCUCUCGUGGGCGUGAACAUGGUCUUGGCCAGGACUCGCCCAGCGAAGAAUGGAUUUGCUGCGCGUAGCGUUUUGAACCGAAGUUUCGGCUGGGAACGCAAGUCUUUGGGUGAAGUGACCUUUCAACGUUCACAACUGCAGGGAGGGUCCAAAACCUUCCGCCAGGAUGGCAUCAACAUGAACUUGGCCGAUGAGAUCCUACUGGUGGAUCCACAGGAUGCCAUGAAGACUGCCAUGGACCUCGCCAGGUACGAGGGCAUCUUCACCGGCACCAGCGGCGGCGCCACGGUGGCCACGGCGCUGGAGGUGGCCCAGAAAGCGCCCCUUGGAGCGGCGGUUCGUCCGGCUCGGUGUGAACUUGACGGUGGUUCCUGGGGCCCACCAGCCUCUUUCACGGGUGCCUUUCGUCAGAGGCCCGAAGGCUCCACCAUCGUCGCCAUGGUGCCCGACACCGCCGAGCCUCACGGCCCUCAACUGGUAGGUCUACGCACAAAGAUGUCCUCGGAGAAGGUGUCCAGCAGCGUCACCUUUCAGACGAGGCGCUACUUGUCCACGCCUCUCUUCGGUGACAUCGACUCGGAGAUGAACGAGGCCGGACCAGUCUACCAACCCAGUGCGGACUUCACCUGCCGGAUGGAGACGGCGCCACCGUCUCGAGGAAGAGAUGACGCUCUCCAAGUCCACUCCCGGAGCCCGGCAGCCCAGAUCGACUCGGCGACUGCGACCCGGUGCGACUCGACGGCUUCGGUGAAGCGGCGCGACGGAAGGGAAGCGGCUGGGCGGCCAGAGAGGCCACCGACGGAUCCGGCUGGCACCAUGUCAGCUGCGCAAGAAACGUGGGUCUUGGAGAUUCCUGAUGAAUUGGAGAUGAAGACGAAGACGACCAGUGAGAUCUGCACAUCAGCGGAUGGGAUGUGGGACCAUGACGGCCUCGAUGAGCCUCAAGCAGGUGGCCCUGGCAGCCCUCCUUGUGGCGGCUCUGAGAAGCUUGAGCUUCGUGCCAGGCGUGGAUGUGGCGCCCAGUCGAACCUGGCCCGUCCCAGUCUCCGUGGAGGUGCUCCGAUGGGAAGUGCAUCGAAGCUGGAGGGCGCGGAGCUGGGCGCCGGUGGAUGGGGCCUGGCCACCAGUGGCAUGUUGGCCCUGGGUGCUGCCUCCGUGGCACUCCUGCGACGACAUGGGAGCCCAAGUUCCGUGGCCCUGCGCGCCACGAGGGUGGAGUGGUUCCGCAAGGUGAAGCGCAUCAGUGGAGACCGAGCCAUCUUCGACGUCACAGUGAAGAAGCCCAUGGGAUUGGUCUUGGAAUAUUUGCCCGACAAGAAAGGUGGCUUCCGUGGCGUGGGCAUCAGCGAGGUGGUCCAAGAUGGCAAUGCUUAUGAGCUCAACAAGAAGGUGUGCGUCACGGAGGAGGAGGAUGGCAUGUGGAUCUUGGAGGGCGAUCGGGUCAUCGGCGUCAACGGCACCGAGACGGUGGACUCCUCCAUCGACGACAUCGCCAGGCUGGUGGGUGAAUCCGAGGGCGAUUCGGUCUCGCUCACCUUGUGCCGCAACACCCGACUGGGGCCCAUCAAGGUGGUGAUGAUGCCCAGCGGCAACUUCGCGACCGUCCGUCGAAAUUCCAGAUUAUCUGCAGCUGUGGAGUUUGCUUUGGGUAAGGAGAUCAAGUACGGUUGCAUCGACGGAUGGUGUGGCACCUGCUGGCACCGCGAGCGUGUCACUGGUUGGCUCUUCAAGCCUUGCUCGGAUCUCAUCACCACGGACUGGGACAACGUCAUGCCCAUGGUGCUCUUCCCCAAACCGGAAAAGGCCGGCGAUGCCACGCUGCUGAAGCCCCGCGGCGUCUGAUGGCCGGUGGAAAAACCCAGGCGAUGGGGAGUUGGAUGAAGGGCACGAGGAGAAGAAAACCCUCAACCGAGGGGUGGAGGGUGCGAUGUUCCCCUCAGAUGAGUAUAUGGCUCCCCUUUUUUUGCACGAUGUCCCCGGGAGUUCUGAAAGGUGGACUCACUGUGGGACUCUGGGACUCAUAGAGUUCUUUUGGGGUAUGUUGUUGUGUGUGGGUGUGUGUGUGUGUG